Paraphaeosphaeria sporulosa is the source of this 240-nucleotide messenger RNA. RefSeq names its product RNA polymerase N/8 kDa subunit. The record is from RefSeq and is a predicted model, not a curated record. The coding region runs from base 1 to 240 and encodes 79 amino acids. Gene Ontology annotation, molecular function: zinc ion binding; DNA-directed RNA polymerase activity; DNA binding. The transcript has 3 exons. Gene Ontology annotation, cellular component: RNA polymerase I complex; RNA polymerase II, core complex; RNA polymerase III complex. NCBI's taxonomy places the organism in Eukaryota, Fungi, Ascomycota, Dothideomycetes, Pleosporales, Didymosphaeriaceae. Gene Ontology annotation, biological process: transcription by RNA polymerase I; tRNA transcription by RNA polymerase III; transcription by RNA polymerase II.
AUGAUCAUCCCCAUCCGCUGCUUCAGUUGCGGAAAGGUAGUAGGCGACCUCUGGGAGUCCUACCUCGAGAAGCUGGACUCUGGCAUGACCGAUGUGGACGCCAUCGACGCUCUCGAGCUCCGCCGCUACUGCUGCCGCCGCAUGAUCCUCACCCACGUGGAUCUGAUCGAGAAACUGCUCAAGUACGUGAACUUCGGCGACCAACAGAAGUGGCGCCGCACAUUCUUCGAGAAGCAAUGA